AAAACACCAUGAAUAGAAUGGGCUGGAAAUUAUAUAGAACUGAUGAUCGUUAUUUGAGCAUUAUAGCAGGGCUUAUCUGGCCAGGCGUUUGGCGGUCAUCGUUUGGAAUCAGUUUCAGGUCGAACGUGAAUCGUGGAGCACGCCAAAUGUACGUCCGGAAUUGUCUGCCGUUCCUCUGGAGCUGUUUGCUGAUCUCAUUGACGGCAACAACUGGUGCUGAGGAGGACGCGGAUACAGAUGUGGAGAAUCUAUCUAGAAUCGUGCUGGUUUCCAGCUUGGAAGGUCAUUGUCAAACGGAGGGCAAGGUAACCAGCUGCAGGGGUUUUGAGUUUGCGGGAGAGGACGAGAAGGCCACCUUUGAUCUGCCAACGGAGGUGCGGAUUGCUGAGGAUGGCACCACCUACGAAGUCGGCGAUGAGGAGCAGUCGCGAACCCUGAUCUUCGAGAACUGCACCUUCACAAACUUUCCCCUGCGAUUAUUUUACACUCUGGAGGUCAGUGAGCUGGACAUGCGAGGCUGUGGCAUCCGCUUCAUUUACUGGGAGAACUUUUCCAUUGGCGCGGAUAAGCUAGUGAUCCUUCUGCUGAGCGAUAAUCUAAUCAAGGUGCUGCCCACGAAAACCUUCAGGGGAGCCGGAAACUUGGAGUUUCUCUUCCUGAAUCGCAACAAACUGGGCAAACUGCAAGCGGGUGCGUUUGAUAAUCUCGCGAACUUGCAGUACCUGGAUCUCACUGAGAAUCGCCUAGAGGAUUUACCCGAGGGUGUAUUUGCCGACCUGAAGAGUCUGCGGCACGUGGGCCUGGCCGAUAACCAACUGACCACCAUUGAAAGCGAUUUAUUUGUCCACAAUCCGGGCCUCUUGUCGGUCGCCAUGCAGAACAACAGACUGCGGGAGGUGGGCGAGUACGCCUUUCGAUCCCGGGGACCACAUCACCAGAUGCAGUACGUGGAUCUAUCGCAUAACCCCGAGCUGGUUGUGCUUCUACUGAACAUUAAUGCCACCAAUCUGACCGUUCGCAAUUGCUCGCUGGACCGUGUCAAUUUGUACGGAUCGGUGACGAAUGUCGAUCUGAGCGACAAUCGCGUGCGGGAGCUGUACUUUCCCGCCUCGGAGGCCCUGGAGCACUUGGUGCUGCGCAACAACUCGCUGAUUCAGCUGGCGUCGUUGAGCCGGGUGCCCAGACUCCGGCACCUGGAUGUGGCGGACAAUCCGAGGCUGGGUCAGUUGCCCGAGGGCUGGCGGACGCCACACCUGGAGAUGCUGGUGCUGCGGAAUACGGGCCAGGUGGAGCUGCCGCUGGAAGCUCUGCAGGGUAUGCAAAAUCUGCAAAAGCUGGACAUUUCUGGUAAUAAUCUGACGGAAAUCGAUCCCUCCGCGUUUCCUAAACUCACGCAACUAACUCACUUCUACAUUCAUGGCAAUAAUUGGAACUGCUUCAGCCUGAGAAACAUUAUGGAUGUGCUCAUCCGUGCCAAUGGCAUUGCCUACACAGUGGACAACUACGAUCCGGAUUUCCCGGGGGAAUACUUUCACGGAAUAGCCUGCAUGUAUCGCUUGCCCGAAAAGGAGGGUGUGGAUUUUUCCUCCUCGGAAAUCUCUGCCAGUGUGGAGUCCUCCCCAACAACAAGUAAUUCUGACUCAAGUGAGGUGGACAAACUGCGUGAGGAACUCAAAGCGGUGGUGCAGCACUUUGAGUCCAAGUUUGAUUUGAUGUCCAGUAAACUCUCCCAAUUGAAUGAUCAGAUUCAGGCCCUUGAAGUGCUCAACAAAACUGUUUGGAGUCAGGUGACCUUGUCCGUCUAAAGCUCCCCACAUUUUUGGUUCCAAACGAUGUAAUACAUUGCCUAUUUUAUGUGAUCACAUUUUAAAAGCUUUACAAUUAUAUACACAUAUAAAUGAGGAAUUUUCUAAACCUUCUCAGCAUUAAACAUACAAUUUUCCAGUCUAAUAAA
This is a messenger RNA of Drosophila santomea, 1954 nucleotides long. RefSeq names its product platelet glycoprotein V (gene cDIP). Gene Ontology annotation, molecular function: protein binding. The record is from RefSeq and is a predicted model, not a curated record. The transcript has a single exon. Bases 9 to 1805 code for a protein of 598 amino acids. NCBI's taxonomy places the organism in Eukaryota, Metazoa, Arthropoda, Insecta, Diptera, Drosophilidae.